Messenger RNA from Sciurus carolinensis (gray squirrel), 4426 nucleotides. It is a transcript of the gene Adam11, whose product is annotated as ADAM metallopeptidase domain 11. The coding region runs from base 141 to 2837 and encodes 898 amino acids. The record is from RefSeq and is a predicted model, not a curated record. Gene Ontology annotation, molecular function: metalloendopeptidase activity. The transcript is spliced from 26 exons. Lineage: Eukaryota; Metazoa; Chordata; Mammalia; Rodentia; Sciuridae. Gene Ontology annotation, biological process: proteolysis.
CCCCCGCCCUGCGGACCCCCGCCGCCCGCUCGCGCCCCCGCCCGCCGGCCGCCGGCACCUCCCGCCCCCGGCCCGCCUCCCGCCCUCCGCCGCGCCGCUGGCAGCCGCAGCCCCCGGAGCCCGAGGAUUAUGAGCGAACCAUGAGGCGGCUGCGGCGCCGGGCGAUCGCGGCUCUGCUGCUGCUGCUGCCGCUGCUCCCCGCGCCGGGUCUUGGGGCCCAGGAUCCUGUAGGAGCUCUGCGCUGGAGGGGCUCACCCCAGGGAGCUGUAGAAGCACCCGAGGUCACAGAGCCCAGCCGUCUGGUAGGGGAGAGCUCCGGGGGAGAGGUCCGAAAGCAGCAACUGGAUACCAGGGUCCGCCAGGAGCCCCCUGGGGGCCCGCCUGUCCAUCUGGCCCAGGUGAGUUUCGUCAUCCCAGCCUUCAACUCCAACUUCACCCUGGACCUGGAGCUGAACCAUCACCUCCUCUCCUCGCAAUACGUAGAGCGCCACUUCAGCAGGGAGGGGACAACCCAGCACAGCACUGGGGCUGGAGACCACUGCUACUACCAGGGAAAACUGCGGGGCAACCCACAAUCCUUUGCGGCCAUCUCCACCUGCCGGGGGCUGCAUGGGGUCUUCUCUGAUGGGAACUUGACUUACAUCGUGGAACCCCAAGAGAUGGCCGGGCCUUGGGGAGCCCCCCAGGGACCCCUUCCCCACCUCAUUUACCGGACCCCUCUCCUCCCAGCCCCCCUCGGAUGCAGGGAACCAGGCUGCCUGUUUGCUGCCCCUGCCCAUUCUGCUCCUCCCAACCGGUCAAGGCUAAGAAGGAAAAGGCAGGUCCGCAGGGGCCACCCCACAGUGCACAGUGAGACCAAGUACGUGGAGCUGAUUGUGAUCAAUGACCACCAGCUGUUCGAGCAGAUGCGACAGUCGGUGGUCCUCACCAGCAACUUUGCCAAGUCCGUGGUGAACCUGGCGGAUGUGAUAUACAAGGAGCAGCUCAACACCCGAAUUGUGCUGGUUGCCAUGGAAACAUGGGCAGAUGGGGACAAGAUCCAGGUGCAGGAUGACCUCCUGGAAACCCUGGCCCGGCUCAUGGUCUACCGGCGGGAGGGUUUGCCUGAGCCCAGUGAUGCCACCCACCUCUUCUCGGGCAGGACCUUCCAGAGCACCAGCAGUGGUGCAGCCUACGUGGGGGGCAUCUGCUCCCUGUCCCGGGGUGGGGGUGUGAACGAGUAUGGCAACAUGGGGGCCAUGGCGGUGACCCUGGCCCAGACGCUGGGGCAGAACCUGGGCAUGAUGUGGAACAAACACAGGAGCUCAGCAGGGGACUGCAAGUGUCCAGACAUCUGGCUGGGCUGCAUCAUGGAGGAUACUGGGUUCUACCUGCCCCGCAAGUUCUCGCGCUGCAGCAUCGAUGAGUACAACCAGUUUCUGCAGGAGGGCGGCGGGAGCUGCCUCUUCAACAAGCCCCUCAAGCUUCUGGACCCCCCCGAGUGCGGAAACGGCUUCGUGGAGGCGGGGGAGGAAUGUGACUGCGGCUCGGUGCAGGAAUGCAACCGAGCGGGUGGCAACUGCUGCAAGAAAUGCACCCUGACUCACGAUGCUAUGUGCAGCGACGGGCUCUGCUGUCGCCGCUGCAAGUACGAGCCGCGAGGUGUCUCCUGCCGAGAGGCGGUGAACGAAUGCGACAUCGCAGAGACCUGCACUGGGGACUCAAGCCAGUGUCCCCCUAACUUGCACAAGCUGGAUGGUUACUACUGUGAUCAUGAGCAGGGUCGCUGCUAUGGAGGUCGCUGCAAAACUCGGGACCGACAGUGCCAGGCCCUUUGGGGCCAUGUGGCUGCUGAUCGCUUCUGCUAUGAGAAACUGAAUGUGGAGGGGACAGAGCGUGGGAACUGUGGGCGCAAGGGGUCAGGCUGGGUCCAGUGCAAUAAGCAGGAUGUGCUCUGUGGCUUCCUCCUCUGCGUCAACAUCUCUGGAGCACCUCGGCUAGGGGACCUAGGGGGAGACAUCAGCAGUGUUACCUUCUACCACCAGGGCAAGGAGCUGGACUGCAGGGGAGGUCAUGUGCAGCUGGCUGAUGGCUCAGACCUGAGCUAUGUGGAGGAUGGCACGGCCUGUGGGCCCAACAUGUUGUGCCUGGACCACCGCUGCCUGCCAGCCUCUGCCUUCAACUUCAGCACCUGCCCAGGCAGUGGGGAGCGCCGGAUCUGUUCCCAUCACGGGGUCUGCAGUAACGAAGGGAAGUGCAUCUGUCAGCCCGACUGGACAGGCAAAGACUGCAGUAUCCACAACCCCCUGCCCACAUCCCCACCCACCGGGGAGACAGAGAGAUACAAAGAAACAUCCGCAGAGGAAGGUCCGGAGGGGCCUAAGCGCCACCCGCCUCCCUCCGAGCCUGGCACCCACCGUCUCGGCCCUGAACCACGAGGCUGCCCCCACCCAGCCACAGAGGGAGGCACCGUGCAAAUGUCUUCCAGGUCCAAACCCUUCAACUCCUGGCUCCCCAGGGGCUUGGAGGGGGGGCUGUGGCCCUGCCCUUCGUACCACCAGGGUGGACCAGGCCUGGAGGGCAUUUCCUUCACGGUCCCACCCCACCUCAUGCGGCUUUGGCCUUGCACACCAACUCUCCCUGUGAAUGUAGCUCCCAUCAUCACAGAUCGCCACGGCUCAAGUGGGGGCCUGGGGUGGUGCCCCAGCGGGGGCAGGCAGCCACCAGCGGACACGGCCUGGGAUGGCCCCUCUUCAAAACUAGACAGCUGGUACCAGGGACUUAGCUCUCUAGGACCCAGGGGGAGGAGGCUGACAGCCACAUUGGUUAUUUAUUUAUUUUUUUUAAUUGAAUCUUAACUAAUGAAUGUAAACUUGGGGGUGCUGGGGCCAGGGCAGUUGUAGGGAUAUUUUGACAUUUACAGGAGGGUCUGGAGGAACCGAGGUAUGGUCAUCCCCAGGCCCUCCCCUGGGAUGCUCACACCUGGAAUCCUGUCACUGAACCCAGUGGUUGGACAUCCCAGCUUGCCCUGCCCCCAACCCCAGCCUUGAGGAGCUCAGAAGUAUGCGUGCUGAUCUCAAACCAAAGCUGCCUGUCCCGUGCCCAAGGCUAGGUUGUGGGUACGGUGACCACAUGUCCCAGAUUGUCUUCAAUUCCAAAACAACCAUCUGGUUCCUGCCUGGACACAUGUACUUGUGGGGGCAGGGAAUCCAGAAAAUAUAGUCCCUGAAAUAAAAUGGCACCUUUCCCUUUCAAUAAGGGUGAUUCUGGGGCUGACUCAGGGUUUAGGUGCCCCCUGAUGGGGCCUGGCAGUCCCAGGCCAGGCCAUCUUCCCAGGGAGGGCUCUCUAGGUAGGCAGGGCCAGCGGUGUCCCGGGGCCUGGAGGGGUAGUGCCUAUGAGGGAUAAGAGAAGAUUAGGAAAGGGCAGGUCUCGUGGACGAUCCUAGGUUUCUAGAAAAGUUCUCAAGGCCCCAUCAAACCCUUUCUACCCCCCUACCCCUUCCAAGGCUGAGUAGUAAGUUUACAGAUGUGUCCCCAUCUGUUCUCCUCUGACUCCUGCUGUGGCCAUGCCUGAGAGCAAGACUAAGGCCUGCAGCUCUCCUCAGCCUCCCUACAAACGGCCUCCCUCAUGGCCUCACUUGAGGUGCAGGAGCUCUGGCUCCAUGACCCUAAAAGUGAUGAGGACAGGCCCACCUUACGGAUGAAAGCCACAAUAGAUGGAGCCUCCCCACCCCAGGAUGCCCCACCUAGACUCAGAAGGGGUCUCUGGACACCCCAGGGUCUCUGAGCUGCCUGCUGGUGUCCCUCUUUCUGGGACGUCUUUGAAGAGGAAUCAAGGAGGAAAUGUCUCCCUAUUUAUCCAAACCAGCCUCAGGCAAAUCCAUCUGGGACCCAUUGACAGCCUUUUGGGUGACUGGGUGACAUCAGCUACAGUGAGGUCCUCAGUACUGCACCCCAGCUGUCUCUGCCCAAGUGAGGGGACCGAGCAGGCUGCCCCUUUGGCUGGUUCCGCUCCACAACCUGAGGCAGGGCAAGGACUGGGCUUUGCACUCUUGCCACGAUACCUUGAGGCCUCCAUUCCUGGGUGGCACGUGGGCACACGGGUGGCAAUGCAUCUGGGCACAAGCAUGUGGACCCACAUCUCUGCACAAGUGUGAAUGCCUCCGCACACAUGGGCAUGUCUGUGUGCUCGGGUGCCUGUGGGGACGGGGACAUGGAGAACACAAGGCUUCCUGUGACCAGUCUAUCCUGGCUCCCAGCUGUCUGCAUCCUCCUGUCCCGCCCUGACGGUGCAGCCUGGAAGUGCCCCCAGGGAAGCGGGGGCUUCUCUGGCCUGGCCUGGACCUGGCUCCCUACGCAUUCUGUACAUAGGUCAUCUGGGGCUGGGGGUGGGGAGGCAGGGCCAGGAAUAUCAAUUAAAGAUCACAUCCUGGGGCUUCCACGGAGC